Molecule: messenger RNA, 919 nt
Organism: Drosophila albomicans
Lineage: Eukaryota; Metazoa; Arthropoda; Insecta; Diptera; Drosophilidae
Product: probable 6-phosphogluconolactonase
Exons: 3
Coding region: 113-868 (251 amino acids)
Biological process (GO): pentose-phosphate shunt; carbohydrate metabolic process
Molecular function (GO): 6-phosphogluconolactonase activity
Source: RefSeq, a predicted model, not a curated record
CACACGCCGAGACAGAUAUUAAAUAAAACAGCUUUAAGAAAGCUUUGUGUUUAGAAACGAAGUAACAUAGCCGGCGAUAUCAGUUGUUGUUUUUAUAUUUGAAAGUCAUAAAAUGUCAGCAUAUCCGGACUGUGCAUUCCAUUUGAGAGUUGCCGAAACAGAGGAUGAGCUGGUGCAGAAUCUCAGUCAAGUGAUCAAGGUAUAUGCAGAAACCGCAUUCCACCGGAACGGAACAUUUCGCCUUGGUGUUUCAGGUGGCUCUCUAGUGCAGCUGUUAACGCGCGCCCUUGUUGCCCUUCAGUUGGACACAAGCGCUUGGAAAUUUUUCUUCUGUGAUGAACGCUAUGUGCCCCAUGACCACAAUGAUUCCACAUUUAAUGCGUAUAAGACACAUAUGCUGACCAAAUUGCCCAGCAUACUGGAAAGUCAAUUUGUGAAAGCGAAUACAUCGUUGCCUCUGGACAAAUGUGCUCAGGACUAUGAGACGGAGUUGAAACGUAUAUUCGGCAGUGCGAGCCCUGAGUUUGAUUUGCUGUUGCUGGGCAUGGGACCGGAUGGACACACGUGUUCUCUGUUCCCAGAGCAACCAGAAAGCUUAGCGGAAAAGCAGCGUCUGGUCAUUCCCAUCAGUGAUUCACCAAAACCGCCACCACAACGCAUAACAUUCACGCUGCCACUGCUCAACAAUGCCAGGCAAUUGGUCUUUGUGGUCACGGGUGCCAGCAAAUCGGCUGUUGUCAAGCGCGUGUUUGAGGAGCGCGAUAAAGAGUUGCCUUCUUCAUGGAUAGAACCUGUCAAUGGAGAGCUGACAUUAAUUGCGGACGCCGCUGCGGCUGCGUCAUUAACGUCUAGACAAAUCAAGUGCUGAUUAGCAAUAAAUGUAAACAAUAAUCGUAGUGAAUAAAGCACAAUUUUCAAA